Messenger RNA from Oncorhynchus gorbuscha (pink salmon), 1069 nucleotides. RefSeq names its product glutamine amidotransferase-like class 1 domain-containing protein 3, mitochondrial. Lineage: Eukaryota; Metazoa; Chordata; Actinopteri; Salmoniformes; Salmonidae. The record is from RefSeq and is a predicted model, not a curated record. The transcript has 2 exons. The coding region runs from base 141 to 416 and encodes 91 amino acids.
GAACUGUGUUGUGUUUUGCAGGUGGUUUUGGCGUGGCUAAAAAUCUGUCUGACUGGGCUGUGAAGGGGAAGGAGUUCACGGUUCAACCCCAAGUAGAGAAGCUGAUUAAGGGGUUCCACGCUGCAGGCAAGCCCCUGGCUAUGUGCUGCAUCUCCCCUGUCCUAGCUGCUAAGGCUCUGCCGGGGUGUGAGGUCACCGUGGGACAGGACAAGGAGUGUGAGAGAUGGCCCCAUGCCCAGACGGCAACUUCCAUGAAGGAGCUGGGCUGUAAACACGUGAAUAAGAAAGUGGGGGAGGUCCACAUCGAUGUGAAGAACAAGCUGGUCACCUCCUCCGCCUUCAUGUGUAACGCUCCCAUACACGAGGUGUUUGACGGGGUGGGCGUCAUGGUUACAGAACUGCUCAAACUGGCCUAGGACACGUCUGAGAUUCAGAAUACUGAUUAGCUGUGCUUCUCAAAAGUCACCCUGUUCCCUUUAUAGUGCUGAUGUGAUCUUCUCAAAAGACACCCUGUUCCCUUUAUAGUGUUGAUGUGAUCUUCUCAAAAGACACCCUGUUCCCUUUAUAGUGUUGAUGUGAUCUUCUCAAAAGACACCCUGUUCCCUUUAUAGUGCUGAUGUGAUCUUCUCAAAAGACACCCUGUUCCCUUUAUAGUGCUGAUGUGAUCUUCUCAAAAGACACCCUGUUCCCUUUAUUGUGUUGAUGUGAUCUUCUCAAAAGACACCCUGUUCCCUUUAUAGUGUUGAUGUGAUCUUCUCAAAAGACACCCUGUUCCCUUUAUAGUGCUGAUGUGAUCUUCUCAAAAGACACCCUGUUCCCUUUAUUGUGUUGAUGUGAUCUUCUCAAAAGACGGGAAUCGGGAGCCAUUUGGGAAGUGACCUCACAAUCAUGUUUGUUGUUGUUGUUGUUGUUGUUGUUGUUUGUUUACCUGGAGACCCUCCUGAUUGGAAUGUAAUGGACAGAAGAAGCAGAAGAAGACGGUGUUUCUGUUGCUUCAUCUGUCUGACUGUGGGAUGACUUGUGUUUUUAUCAACAUUGUAAUAAAAGUCAAACCCAAAUUCUAAAAAUG